UUUACCAGAAGUCAAAGAGGAAGUAACUUUCAGGGACAGGGAGCGGCUGCUGCUGUGUUUUCUGCUUCACUCGGAGAAUAAAUGGAUUCCAGAUUAGAGAAAGGUUUCUGCUGUUCUGUCUGCCAUGAAGUCUUUAAAGAUCCUGUCGUCCUGUCCUGCAGCCACAGCUUCUGUAGAGACUGUCUGCAGAGCUGGUGGAGAGAGAAACCAUCACGUGAGUGUCCACUUUGUAAGAGACGAUCUUCAAAGAGUCGACCCCCUUCUAACCUGGUGCUAAAGAACCUGUGUGAGAGUUUCCUACAGGAGAGAGAUCAGAGAUCUCCAGAGGCUCUCUGCAGUCUGCACUCUGAGAAACUCACACUCUUCUGUCUGGACCAUCAGCAGCCAGUGUGUCUCGUCUGCAGAGAUUCAAGAACACACAACAACCACAGAUUCAGACCCGUCGAUGAAGCUGCACAGGAUCUCAAAGAGGAGCUCCAGACAUCUCUGGUGCCCUUACAGGAGAAGUUAGAAGAAUUUAAAGACCAUAACAGGCGUUUUGAUCACACAUCAAGACACAUGAAGGUCCAGGCUCAACACACAGAGAGGCAGAUUAAGGAGCAGUUUAAAGAGCUUCACCAGUUUCUAGAAGAGGAAGAGGAGGCCAGGAUGGCUGCACUGAGGGAGGAAGAGGAGCAGAAGAGGGAGAUGAUGGAGGAGAAGAUGGAGGCUGUGAGCAGAGAGAUAGCAGCUCUUUCACACAUAGUCAGAGCCACAGAGGAGGAGCUGAGAGCUGAAGACGUCUCCUUCCUGAACAACUACAAGGCUGCAGUGGAGAGGCUGCAGCGCCCCCUGCUGGAGGAUCCACAGCUGCCCUCAGGAGCUCUGAUAGACCAGGCCAAACACCUGGGCAACCUCAGCUUCAACAUCUGGAGCAAGAUGAAGGACAUGGUGUCAUAUCACCCUGUGAUCCUGGACCCAAACACUGCUGGUCCAUUAUCCAUCCUGUCUGAAGAUCUGACCAGCGUGAGGGAAGGAGAGAAACAGCAACGUCCUUAUUAUUUAGAGAGACAUGGUCAAUACUCAUUGGGCUCUGAGGGCUUUGACUCAGGGACUCACAGCUGGGACGUCCAGGUUGGAGACUAUACAGCCUGGGCACUGGGUGUGUUAGCAGAGUCUGUCAAGUGGGAGGAAGAUAUAGAGCCUGGAUUAUGGAGAAUACGUCCUGAUGGUGGUAAAUACUCUGCACUUUCCCCGUCACAUCCAGAAACUCCUCUCCCAUUUAAGAAGAAGCUCCAGAGGGUCAGAGUGAAUCUGGACUGGGACGGAGGAAAGUUGUCAUUCUCUGAUCCUGAGACUAACACACACAUACACACCUUCACACACACUUUCACUGAGAGGGUGUUUCCAUACAUUAACAAUCAUGAUCUUAGCCCGGUGCAGAUUUUACCAAUGAAGGUCUCAGUGAGGGUAGAACAACAGGAAUAGAAAACAUACAUAUACACACACACACACACACACACACACACACACACACACACACAGCUGUUUAUUAUUUCAUGAAUUAUGUAAGAUGGUUUCUGUCAUGUCAAAGUGUAUUCUUCUGAAUGUCUAACACACGUUUUAAACGGGGCAAUAAAAGGCCUGAACACUGUUAUUACUGUCAUAAUAAAUACUUCAUAUCUUUGAAGACUUUAUGUUAUUAAUGAACUUUGUGGGGUUUGGUUUCUACAAAAAGUAAAAAAC
Trematomus bernacchii (emerald rockcod) is the source of this 1725-nucleotide messenger RNA. RefSeq names its product tripartite motif-containing protein 35-like. The transcript has a single exon. Lineage: Eukaryota; Metazoa; Chordata; Actinopteri; Perciformes; Nototheniidae. The coding region runs from base 82 to 1467 and encodes 461 amino acids. The record is from RefSeq and is a predicted model, not a curated record. Gene Ontology annotation, molecular function: protein binding; zinc ion binding.